Molecule: messenger RNA, 2186 nt
Organism: Sardina pilchardus (European sardine)
Lineage: Eukaryota; Metazoa; Chordata; Actinopteri; Clupeiformes; Clupeidae
Gene: tmprss9
Product: transmembrane serine protease 9
Exons: 10
Coding region: 132-1793 (553 amino acids)
Biological process (GO): proteolysis
Molecular function (GO): serine-type endopeptidase activity; protein binding
Source: RefSeq, a predicted model, not a curated record
CCUGCCCUAGUAACACUUUUGUCUGUCUCAAUGGGGAGUGUGUAACGAAGCGCAAUCCGGAGUGUGAUUCGAUUAAUGACUGUGCUGAUGGUUCUGAUGAAUUUGAUUGCUCCUGUGGUACCCGUCCUGCCAUGGGCAGUCGUGUGGUUGGGGGUGAGGACGCUCGCCAUGGGGAGCUGCCCUGGCAGGUCAGUCUUCGGUUACACGGCCGUCACACCUGCGGGGCUUCCAUCAUCAACAGCCGCUGGCUCGUCAGUGCGGCCCACUGUUUUGAGAGGGAAAAUGACCCCAGGGUCUGGACAGCGUUGAUAGGGGCCAACCUGGUGAGUGGAGAGGAGACCGAGGCUAGCGUGGUGAACAUCAAGUCCCUGAUUGUGUCUCCAGAUUACAAUCCCAUGACCACCGACAACGACGUGACCGUGCUGGAACUGGAGGACCCCAUAUCCUUCGACCAGUAUGUCCAGCCGGUCUGUCUGCCCUCCCCAGCACAUGUCUUCAGCCCUGGGAAAAAAUGUCUGGUGUCUGGCUGGGGUGCUCUUCACCAGUUCAACAGUGAGAUACCUCCUGUGCUUCAGAAGGCCGUGGUGAAAAUCAUCGAUUCCAGGACGUGCAAUAAAUCAUCUGUAUACCAAGGAACUAUCACACACAACAUGAUGUGUGCUGGCUUUUUGCAAGGAAAAGUAGACUCCUGCCAAGGUGACUCUGGAGGACCCCUGGUGUGUGAGGAAUCUCCAGGGCGGUUCUUCCUGGCUGGUGUGGUGAGCUGGGGCGUGGGCUGUGCUCAGAUCAACAAGCCGGGGGUUUACUCACGCGUCACCAAGCUACGCAACUGGAUCCUCCACUACACCAACCCAGGCCAAGUCCAGAUGGCACCAGCUCUGCCAAAUGCUACACAUGUGCUUGACUACAUGCCAAAAACACCAACAUCACCUCUCGUUGUGACAGGAACCAAUUGUACUGGUGCCUUCAGCUGCGGGUCUGGAAGAUGUGUUGCAAAAAUAAAUCCUGAGUGUGACAGCAUCCCGGACUGCCCAAAUGAAUCAGAUGAAAGGCAUUGUGACUGUGGGCAGCGGCCUGCAGAACCUCAGGAGAGGGCAGUGGGUGCACGGGCAGCCCAGCGAGGAGAGUGGCCGUGGGUGGCCAGUCUACAGUACCAGCGCGCCCAUCGCUGUGGAGCCACGCUCAUUCACAGCAAAUGGCUUCUGACCGCAGCGCAGUGCUUCAACAGGGAUUUGAGCCCAAAUGGCUGGUCUGUGAGCCUGGGCUCUGUGUUUCCGGUUGGACUGGGGGCCUUAGUAAUACCAGUGCAGAGGAUCAUCGUCCACCCUGGCUUCAACAGCACCAGUAAGGACUUUGAUGUGGCUCUUGUGCAGCUGUCCAUCCCAGCACCGAGAUCCUACACCAUACAGCCUGUGUGCCUGCCGUCAUCUUCCCAUGUCUUCAAUGAGAACACAGAAUGCUACAUCACUGGGUGGGGACCAGUGCGUAAUAAAGGCAAACAAGGCAAUCUGUUGCAGAAAGCCAGAGUCAACAUUCUGAACCAGACAGAGUGCCAGGGGUCCAAUGCUGAAGAUCUGUCAGCAAGAAUGAUGUGUGUUGUCUCCAUGGAUGGUGACACAGAUAUGUGUCUGGGAGGCCGUGGGGGUCCCCUUACAUGCCGGGAGCAUCACGGUCGCUGGUUUGCGGCAGGGGUGGCCAACUGGGGCAAGAACUGUCGAGAGAACGGCCUCCCAAGUGUUUACAUUCGUGUUACAUCCAUCAGGCAAUGGAUAUCAAAAUACCUUCCAUUCUAAGGAUGCAUGGGGAAAAUACACUACAGGACUACAAACUGCCAUUAUACUGUGAGAAUUUCUUAUUUGGCUCAUUCACUGAAUUUGUUCAGACGUCUGUGAAUUAAAUGGGUUUUUUUGCCUGGUUGUAAUGCAGUCACAGAGCAUCUACUAUACAUACAAGCAUCAAGCAUCUCUUAUUUAUUACCUCCAUAAUGUAUAAAGUGAGUUGUUUGAAACGUUAUUCAUUCUGAAUAUGAAGCAUCUGUAUCAACAUAACAUCAGUUUUGGUACUUGGGAUGCGGAAACCUUAGGGAUUUUUGUGGUGCUCUCAUAUUAUAAUUACCAUCACUGUCUGUAUUUGAUUAUUCAAAAUUAGAAUGUUUGUAAUGAAAAUGUUAUUUAUUAAACUAUGGC